This is a messenger RNA of Haliotis rufescens (red abalone), 1142 nucleotides long. RefSeq lists its product as uncharacterized. Lineage: Eukaryota; Metazoa; Mollusca; Gastropoda; Lepetellida; Haliotidae. The transcript has 2 exons. The record is from RefSeq and is a predicted model, not a curated record. Gene Ontology annotation, molecular function: zinc ion binding. The coding region runs from base 48 to 1133 and encodes 361 amino acids.
AGUGAUGUCCCCUUUCCACGUUCACUUCCGCCGAGUAAACCUUCAAAAUGGCGGCAAAUAACAAUAUUGACGUUGAUGAUGAAUUCCAUCAAAUGACAGUUAAAGAAUUGCGUGAAUACCUACGGGAACGAAAUCAAAAGGUGACUGGGGUAAGAGCACAAGUUUUAGCGCGAGCAAGAGGGGCGAAGGCACUUCGUUUGGAUGCAACCACCUUAGUACAACCCAGUAAAGGCGUUAUAUCUAUGCAACGGAAGCUCGUCACACCCAGCGGAUAUCGAAUGCCAGACCCCACUACAUUAAUGAUUGGAUGGAACGAUGCUUUUGAAUCAUUGCCGGAAUUCUCAGAGAAGGAAAUCUACAAUUAUAUGGUACUUAGCAACCAUAGGACUUCAGACACGAAACCCAUGAUGGCUAAACGACAAAUGAAGGCAGUGGUGUUUUACCAAGAUAGACAUGUUCACGGCGUAGCUCUACACAACAUCCAUCACGACUGUGACCAUAUGUUUGUCAGAUGCCGUGUAAUACCAUCACUACCAACAGCGGAUCCUAAGAAAAGCCCCGAUCACGAAGUUUGGGCAAGUCUCUCAAAAGUAACAGGUCGUGUUCAUUCAGCAAAUUGUACCUGUGCAGCUGGUGCCGGGGAGGCUUGUAAUCAUGUAUCAGCCCUGCUUCAUGCCCUUGCAGACAUUAGUCAGAAGAAAAAGGAUGGUUUGCUUUCAUGCACAUCAGUUGAGUGCAAGUGGAAAAUUCCAAGAAAAAGGAAGUUGGAUCCAAUGAAAUCGGAUGACUUGAACCUGAUGUCAAGUGGCAGGAAGAGUCAACAAAAAGGUACUGGGACUACACAAGGUACUGUCGGAAUACAGAAUGGAACAAUCAACAAAAGAUCAAUGUGUCCCAACAGCAACAUGCCACAGACAACAAUAAAUCUCACAGGAUUUAAUAAGAAGCUAAUUGGUCAUGAAACAAAAAGUAAAUGUGGAUAUGUUGUUAAUACAACUACUGUUACUCAAGCUCCUGAACCUAUGCCAGAACUUCCAAAAAUACCAUGCAUUGAUCGUUGUAUUCCUGACUAUGUUGAUAUUAAAUCGCCAACCUGUCAAACUACCUUUCAAAAUUAUUUUGAUUCCAUGUAAGUGUCAGAA